UUCCCGUAGCUCUGUGACGUCACGGGUCAGAGUUGAAAUCGUGCCAAAACAGGAACAACAUGGAGUCGAUAGCUCGAAGAACUACCUCGAAAGCGAAUAAAAAAGAUGGAAAGCACGCCAAGAUGUUGAUUGCGGAAGCAGAAGCGAGAAGGCGAGAGGCGAUCCGGGAGACUCUGAGGGAGAGACUGGAAUUGGAGAAAAGAGCUUUGCAAGUGGUGGAGCGUCUCCUAGAGGACAGCGUGUCUGAUGACUUCUUGCUCGACUGCGCCAAGUUUAUCACCAGUGCUAAUUACAAAGAUGCUGUGGAGGAAAGAUUCAUCACCAAAUUGUGUGGUUAUCCUUUAUGUUCAAAUAAACUGAACAAGAUUCCAAAGCAACAGUUCAAAAUUUCAACUCAGACCAAUAAGGUGUAUGACAUCACAGAGCGCAAGUGUUUUUGCAGUAACUUUUGCUACCGAGCAUCCAAAGAAUUUGAGCUACAGAUAUCAAAGACACCACUUUGGCUCAGGCAGGAUGAGGGACUGGCAGAAAUCAAGCUGACGAAAGGGGACACCGGGAGUUCUGGUGAAGAGGUGUGUCUGACAGCAAAGUGCCUCCUGGAGGAGGACAUUGAACAACCGCUGAGUAGUCCAUCUGAGGACCAUCAGGAGAGUGGCUUCACUACCGGCCACAGCGACAGCAGCGACGACGAACGGGAGCAAGACUUUGUUUCCAGCGUGGUCUCCCGGGAACAAAGACCCAGGGUGCACUGGGGUGACCGGCCCAAACGUAAAAAUGAAGGCGAGGGAGUUGGACGAGUGGAGGCCGAGCGUAGAAAGGUAGCUAGCGGACGAUGUCCACGAAGGCAGAAAGCAGACGUUGCACCUAAGAACAACCAUAGGGAAGCCAAUGUGGAAGAGGUGACAGAUCAACUGAAUUCAUGCAGCCUCCACACCACGUCGACACCUCCAGCCUCUCCUAUCGCUGAAUCAACUCGCCCAAGCGACACAGAUUCACAAAACAGCCGAGAUCUAACUGAGUUAAAUGCCGGCGGCCGGCCGAGCCUCAACAUCGUCCAGGUGGGGAUGAGCAAGCGAGGGGCGACAGGGUUACGGAGUCUUCUCAAGAACCACACCCUCGAAGCAAAACACAGCCCGAUUGGACAGAAUCUCCUGGAAUCCUUAAGAGCGACACUGAACGACUGGCUCACAGCUGAGAGCCUUCAAUUCCUGCAUGGAGCUGAUUGUGCGCUCGACUCUCCUUCUACGUACGGGAAAGAAGAAGAAGAGGAGGAGGAACUGGAUGAAGAUGACAUUGAGGAUGACAUCACUGAGGGAAACGAAAGAAUGGAGCGGGGGCGAGCCACGGCGCCGGUUCCUGACUUUGAGGCUCUCAAAAGGGAAACCCAGCAGAUGGUGCUCAAAGUCAGAGAGUUUUACAAAGGCACCUGGAUUGUACCUGAGGAGGCAGAGAGGACGAUUGGAAACGAGGACCAGAGCACAGGUGACUCUCCAGCUCUGCCACUGGUCGACUCCAAGGCACAGCACCUCAUCCAGAAGCGAAUCACAGUGGAGAAACUGGCCAGCUGUCUCAGAAGCAUUGUGGGCCCGCUGAGUCUCACCCUGAGUGACAUCACCAGUGACCUCAACAACCUGGUCAGGACGUUCAGGUUUACCAACACCAACAUUAUCCACAAACCUCCAGAGUGGACCCUCAUUGCUGUCGUGCUUCUUCAUCUGUUGUCAUGUGUGUCUCCGGUGGUUGCCGAAGCCUUGAAGACGCCGUCGUCAGUCUCGUAUGUAAACACCCUGACGGAGGAAUUGGGCCUCCAGCAGCGAGACCUCUUGAACCUACUCCAGGCAUUUACACCCCCGCCGCGCUGACGUACAAUACAAAACAAUUCAGGGAACGAGUAAAACGGGUUCUGUCGUUGAACCAAAUAAAAAUAUUUUCCAUUGUUUAUUCCAAAA
Syngnathus acus (greater pipefish) is the source of this 1949-nucleotide messenger RNA. RefSeq names its product RNA polymerase II associated protein 2 (gene rpap2). Gene Ontology annotation, cellular component: cytoplasm; nucleus. NCBI's taxonomy places the organism in Eukaryota, Metazoa, Chordata, Actinopteri, Syngnathiformes, Syngnathidae. Gene Ontology annotation, molecular function: RNA polymerase core enzyme binding; RNA polymerase II CTD heptapeptide repeat phosphatase activity. The transcript is spliced from 12 exons. The record is from RefSeq and is a predicted model, not a curated record. Bases 60 to 1862 code for a protein of 600 amino acids.